Molecule: messenger RNA, 1798 nt
Organism: Oppia nitens
Lineage: Eukaryota; Metazoa; Arthropoda; Arachnida; Sarcoptiformes; Oppiidae
Product: homeobox protein six1-like
Exons: 5
Coding region: 564-1703 (379 amino acids)
Biological process (GO): regulation of transcription by RNA polymerase II
Cellular component (GO): transcription regulator complex; nucleus
Molecular function (GO): DNA-binding transcription factor activity, RNA polymerase II-specific; RNA polymerase II cis-regulatory region sequence-specific DNA binding
Source: RefSeq, a predicted model, not a curated record
UGAGGCACGGCCUGCGCUCAACCAGAUUAAGCUUCGUAUGGGAUAUGAGUCUUAUUUUUAGUGUUCAUUGUGUAUAUGUCUGUUCUGUAUGUAUUUGCUUCUCCAUCACUGUCUACCCUCCGAUACCAUGAGUUUUUCAGUUCAGCCAUUGCUUUCUCAAAGAAAAUAACAAAUUCUUGGCUCAAAAAUAGUAAAGAAGUGGUAUUUUUGUAACAAACAGUCACUGCAUUAGUAUAAUGUCUUAGCAUUGCUUCUGAACCGACUGUUGCUUACCUUAAGCCGCGAGGCUUUUAGAUAUUAAUCAACAAAAUAUAAAUAUUCUUUAAGAAAAGUUUGUAUAUAUUCUUGACUUUCAAAUAAUAAUAAAAACAAAGACAUUUCGAGUGAUAAUUUAGUUUUAAAUCCGACAAAAGUGUGGACCGACUCUAAUGAUUGUGUUUUGAUUUUAAAGAUUCUUAAAUUCUUAAGAGUCUUUUUAUUGUUUUUAUCUGAUCCGUCAAAGAAGUAUAUUUUCGACCACAUUUACACCACAAUUAAUGAUUGUCACAUAAAUUAUAUUUGUGAUGAUUGUCGGACAUAUGAGUGAUGUGUCUGCCAUCCAGAUCCCUGGAUUGACAAGUGGACAUCUAUCAGGUCCACCCAUCACCGCUGGUCUUACCUCAACUGGCUGUCCAAACCCACAAUCACCGGCAAUGAUGCCAUCAUUUGGUUUCACCACAGAACAGGUCGCAUGUGUUUGUGAAGUACUACAACAGUCGGGCAAUAUUGAAAGGUUGGCCCGAUUUAUUUGGUCAUUACCCGAGUGUGACCAGGUUCAGAGGAAUGAAUCAGUACUUAAAGCUAGAGCACUGGUAGCUUUUCACAGAGGGCAAUAUAAAGAACUGUACAGAAUUCUGGAAAGUCAUACGUUUAGUCCUUCAUCUCAUCCAAAAUUACAAAACCUUUGGCUCAAAGCUCACUAUAUAGAAGCUGAAAGACUUCGCGGACGACCAUUAGGUGCGGUCGGAAAGUACAGAAUCCGACGGAAGUUUCCGUUGCCGCGCACCAUAUGGGACGGGGAAGAGACGUCCUAUUGUUUUAAAGAAAAGUCCCGAAAUGUUCUACGCGAGUGGUACGCUCACAAUCCAUAUCCCAGUCCAAGAGAAAAGAGAGAACUGGCCGAAGGCACCGGACUUACCACUACUCAAGUAAGCAAUUGGUUUAAAAACAGGCGACAGCGAGAUAGGGCGGCUGAAGCUAAAGAUAGAGAUCCCAAUGAUAAGUCCAGCUCCGGGUCGGGUAUGAAAUCUGGUGCCAAAGGCCUUAACGAUUCGUCCAAUUCUGGCAAUGAUAGCGACGAUUCAUCUAAUGAAGCGACUUCUCUGCGGACGAGCAGUGGUUCCGAUCAUAUAAUUCAUAGCAUGGCUUCUCAUCCUUCAAACCCCAGCCAUCAACAGCUAAACUCUGUGUCAGUUGUGAGUCAAUCGGCAGCGACGGCCACCCAAUCAUCACUAUAUCAUGGCUUUCGACUUAAUCAUCAGCACAUAGCCGCUACCAUACAUCCUCAUGGCCUCCAUUCUCAUCAUUUGGCAGAUGUGGCGCCGACAGGACUAGUCAUGCACUCCGGCGGCUCAUCGGCCGAUACAAUGCUUCAUCUGAGUGCAGUGGCCGCCGCUUCCGGACUCGACUACGGGUCCUCUAUUGUAGGCCAUUCACAACUUUGAGAGACCAGUUAUGUCUGAAUAUACAUUCCAACAGUUAAGUUAGGAUUUGAACAAACAGUAAAUACCAUGUAUUAUAUCAAUUAAAUAUAUCCUAA